AUGGAGAAACAAGCGGAAAAACAAUUAGAGAAACAAUUAGAAUCAUUUAUAUUACAUUUAAAGAGAAAAACAGUUGUUGGAUCAUAUCAAGUAUCAAGAGCCUCUGCAGAAUUACUUAGACAAUGGGUACAUAAAGGUAAAUGGGGAAAUGCAAAAUCAUUGAUUGAUCAAAUCAAAAUAAUUGGUAAAAAGUUAAUGAAUGCACAACCAUUAGAAUUUUGUAUUGGUAACAUAGUUAGAAGAGUAUUAUUUAUAAUUAGAGAAGAAUAUUUAACAUUUUUUAGAAAUAAAAAGAAUGGUUUAAAUAAUGAUGAUUAUGAUGAUGAUGAUUUUGAAACUACUACCAGUAAUAACAACAACAACAAUAAUAAUAAUAAUAUUAAUAGUAGUAGUAAUAUCAAUAAAAAUAAUAAAUAUAGUAAUGUUAUGUUACAAGACGAUCCAAUUGAUGAUCAAGAAGAUAUCGAUUUCACUGAAACAUUCCCAAGAUUAAAAGCUGCAAUCAUGGAUAGUAUCAAUGAAUUAAUUGAUGAAUUAGAAGGUCUUCAUAGAAAUGUUGCUGAACAAGCAAUUGAACAUAUUCAUUCAAAUGAAACCAUCAUGACUUUAGGUUGUUCAAGAACCGUUGAAGAAUUCUUAAAAGAAGCUGCUAGAAAAAGAAGUUUUAAAGUUAUUGUUGUUGAAACUGCUCCAUCACUUGAAGGUCAAAAAACAGCAAUUUCAUUAUCAAAAGCAUCAAUCGAUACAACAUUAAUUACAGAUUCAGCAGUAUUUGCAAUGAUGUCACGUGUUAAUAAAGUUAUUAUUGGUACACAUGCAGUAAUGGCCAAUGGUGGUUUAAUUGCUACCUCUGGUACACAUACAUUGGCUGUAGCUGCUAAAUAUCACUCUGUACCAAUAGUGGUUUGUACUGGUCUUUAUAAACUCUGUCCAUUAUAUGCAUAUGAUCAAGAUACAUUCAAUAAUUUUGGUUCACCAGGUGAAUAUUUAAAAUUUGAAGAAGCAGAAUUUUUAGAAAAUGUUCACAGUUAUAAUCCAACCUUUGAUUAUGUUGCACCAGAUCUCGUUAGUUUAUUCAUAACAAAUAUAGGUGGUCAUAAUCCAUCCUAUAUCUAUCGUUUACUUCAAGAAUAUUAUGAUGCUAGAGAUAUUUUAGAAGAUGAAUAA
Dictyostelium discoideum AX4 is the source of this 1167-nucleotide messenger RNA. RefSeq names its product translation initiation factor eIF-2B beta subunit (gene eIF2b2). The transcript has 2 exons. The coding region runs from base 1 to 1167 and encodes 388 amino acids. Lineage: Eukaryota; Evosea; Eumycetozoa; Dictyosteliales; Dictyosteliaceae. The record is from RefSeq and is a predicted model, not a curated record.